ACCGAAUCGUACACGGUGGAAAUCAUUUGGUCGUGAGACUGCAAACAGUGUGGAUGGAAAAAUCUGAGUGCUGCACAAAACGCCAUUGAUAAUUCACUGAUAUAAAAUCUCACUAUGCCUCCAACAAUUUCAGAUUCCCCUAAAGCUGAAAAGACAGUGAUGGAAAAACUACAGAAGACUUUGCAGGAGCGGAUCAUGAUUUUUGAUGGAGGAAUGGGAACUAUGAUCCAGAAUUGUCACCUCGAGGAGGAAGACUUUAUGGGAGAAGAGUUCAAAGACCACCCUAAAAGUCUGAAGGGGAAUAAUGACAUACUAGUGCUUACUAGGCCUAAAAUUAUCCUUGAAAUUCACAAGGAAUAUUUGGAAGCGGGUGCAGACUUUGUGGAGACUAACACAUUCAGCGGGACCAGGAUUGCUCAGGCUGAUUAUGGAACUGAACACCUGACUUACAGAUUAAAUUUUCAGGCAGCUAAAAUUGCAAAACAAGCUGCAGAGGAGGUGGCAAGUAAAACAGGCAUUCCAAAAUACGUAGCUGGUGCAAUGGGACCAACGAAUAGGACUCUGUCAAUAUCCCCCUCUGUCGAGAAGCCGGAGCUAAGGAACAUUACUUUUGAUGAACUCGUGGAGGCUUACACAGAACAAGCUAAGGGAUUGAUUGAGGGAGGGGCAGACGUUCUCCUGGUGGAAACAAUUUUUGACACUGCUAAUUCUAAGGCAGCUUUGUUUGCGAUCGAGGAAUUUUUUCUGAAAGAGAAUUUUACGUGCCCCGUGUUUGUGUCCGGAACCAUUGUAGACAAGAGUGGGAGAACUCUCUCAGGACAAACUACAGAAGCUUUUCUCAUCAGUGUGUCACAUGCAAAUCCAAUGUGUAUUGGAUUGAAUUGUGCAUUAGGUGCUAAUGAAAUGCGACCAUUCAUGGAAGCCGUGAGCAAAAAUACCACAGCAUACACAAUUUGUUAUCCAAAUGCAGGUUUACCAAAUACUUUUGGAGAUUAUGAUGAAACACCAGAAAGCAUGUGUGAACAACUCUCAGGCUUUGCUCGGGAUGGUAUGUUAAACAUUGUGGGUGGAUGCUGCGGGACCACACCUGAGCACAUCAGAGCAAUAGCUGAGGGAGUUUCUCAGUACAAACCAAGAGUUCCACCUGAUGAACUGAGGAGAGACUUCAUGAUGCUCUCAGGGCUUGAGCCAACAUACAUAGGGCCAUAUACCAACUUUGUCAAUGUCGGAGAGAGGUGCAAUGUAGCUGGAUCUCGAAAGUUUGCCAAACUCAUCAAAGAUGGGGAAUAUGAGGAGGCUUUGAAUGUUGCAAAAACUCAGGUAGAGAACGGAGCGCAAGUACUGGACAUUAACAUGGACGAAGGAAUGUUGGAUGGAGUAGCGUGCAUGACCAAGUUUACGAAUCUCAUUGCCUCAGAACCAGAAAUAUCCAAGGUGCCCCUUUGUAUCGAUUCCUCAAACUUUGCUGUGAUAGAGGCAGGUCUGAAAUGUGCUCAGGGAAAGUGCAUCGUUAACAGUAUUAGCUUGAAAGAAGGAGAGGAUGACUUCAUACAAAAGGCCAGGAAAAUCAAACAGUAUGGAGCUGCUGUAGUUAUCAUGGCAUUUGAUGAAGAAGGACAAGCAGCAGACAGAAAAAGGAAGUUUGAAAUAUGCCAGAGAUCUUACAGAAUACUUGUAGACAAAGUCAAGUUCAAUCCAAAUGACAUUAUAUUUGACCCCAACAUUCUCACCAUAGCAACAGGAAUCGAAGAGCACAACUCCUAUGGAGUGGAUUUCAUCAUGGCAACCAAAGACAUCAAGGAGAAUUUGCCAGGAGCCAGAGUUAGUGGGGGCGUGUCUAACUUCUCGUUCUCGUUUCGUGGGAUGGAUGCUGUGAGGGAGGCAAUGCAUAGUGUUUUCUUGUAUCAUGCCAUCAAGAAUGGUAUGGACAUGGGAAUUGUAAAUGCUGGUUGUCUGCCAGUCUACGAUGACAUUGAGCCAAAACUGCUGGAAAUGUGUGAAAACUUGCUGUGGAAUAAAGAUCCAGAUGGAACAGAAAAACUGCUAGCUUAUGCCCAGAGCAUGGGUAAAGAUGCCAAGAAGGCAGUGGUGAGCGAUGAAUGGAGAAGUAAAACUGUGGAGGGGAGGCUGGAAUUUUCACUCAUAAAGGGAAUUGACAAAUACAUUAUAGAAGACACGGAGGAAGCUCGUCAGAAUCGGGAUUUGUACCCACGACCUCUCAAUGUCAUUGAAGGACCACUGAUGAAGGGUAUGAGUGUGGUAGGAGAUCUGUUUGGGGCAGGGAAAAUGUUCCUACCCCAAGUUAUCAAAUCGGCCCGUGUUAUGAAGAAAGCGGUUGGUCAUCUGAUACCCUUCAUGGAAACAGAAAAGGAGGAAAGAAUGAAACAGACAGGAACCAUAGAGAGUUCUUACUCUGGGGUUAUUGUUUUGGCAACAGUGAAGGGGGAUGUACACGACAUUGGCAAAAAUAUUGUGGGGGUUGUCUUGGCGUGUAACAAUUUCAAAGUUAUAGAUUUAGGAGUAAUGACGCCCUGUGAAAAAAUUCUUCAAACUGCAAUGGAAGAAAAUGCAGACGUCAUCGGAUUGUCGGGACUGAUCACACCCUCUCUAGAUGAGAUGAUCCAUGUUGCUAAAGAAAUGGAGAGAAUUGGGAUGAGGGUUCCGCUACUGAUAGGUGGAGCCACCACCUCAAAAACCCACACUGCAGUCAAGAUAGCCCCGCGAUACAAAUCACCGACGAUUCAUGUGCUAGACGCCUCCAAAAGUGUGGUAGUGUGCUCCCAACUCCUGGAUGAGGAAAACAAAGAGGAUUAUAUAGAAGAGGUAGCUGAGGAUUACGAUGAAAUCAGGACUGACCAUUACAGCACUCUGAAAGACAGAAAAUAUUUAAGCAUAGAAAAAGCACGAGAGAAGAAGCUUUCUGUUGACUGGUCUUUAAGACCACCAGUGGCCCAACCAUCUGUGAUUGGAGUGAAAACGUACGAGAAUUAUGACUUGUCACGACUAAUUUCAUACAUUGAUUGGAAACCUUUCUUUGAUGUUUGGCAACUCCGAGGGAAAUAUCCCAACCGAGGUUAUCCCAAAAUCUUUAAAGAUAAAACAGUCGGACCAGAGGCCAAGAGAGUGUACAAUGAUGCCCAGAACUUACUGAAAACGAUGACCACCACCAACAAGCUUCAGGCCCACGGGGUGGUCGCCUUCUACCCAGCCAACAGUGUGGGUGAUGACAUCGAGGUGUACAAUGAAGAUGGGGAGGUGAUAGAAGUUCUACAUGGACUCAGGCAACAGGCAGAGAAAGAAGCCAUGGAUAAAUCUCCUUACUUAUGUUUGUCAGACUUUGUAGCACCGAAAAGUUCUGGUAAAAAGGAUUACAUUGGUAUGUUUGCCGUCACAGCCGGUCAUGGCGUGGACAAAAUGUGCAAAAUAUAUGAAGAGAAGUUUGAUGACUAUGGAAUUAUAAUGGUUAAAGCGUUGGCAGACAGACUUGCUGAGGCAUUUGCAGAAGAGUUACAUGAAAGGGUACGAAAGGAGAUAUGGGGCUAUUCAAGAGAGGAGGUGUUAGAAGCUAAUGACCUACAUAAAAUUAAAUACCAGGGAAUCAGACCUGCACCUGGAUACCCAAGUCAGCCUGAUCAUACUGAAAAGGAAGUGAUGUGGCGCCUUCUACAGGCAGACAAAGUGGGGAUAACUCUAACAGAGUCUUUAGCAAUGUUACCUGCUGCCUCCGUUUCAGGAUUAUAUUUUGCCCACCCAAAGUCAGAAUAUUUUGCAACAGGAAAGAUACAAAAAGAUCAGGUUGACGAUUACUCCGCCCGGAAGUCAGUGGAUGUAGCAGUGAUGGAGAGGUGGCUAGGCUCUGUAUUAGCUUAUGAUCCGGAAUAAGAAUAAACUUUAACAAUACUUUGAGAAGAUUCUGUCUGCAACUACAGAUAGGAGUGGCUACUGCUGUUACAGACUAACAACUAGGAAAACUCAGGACUCUUUAGAUGAGAAUAUAUGGGAUAGUCUUAGUACAUACAUGGAUAUUGUAUACAAUGUAUAUGAAUUUUUGGUGAUAUAUUCCGAUAUAUUUAAUAUCUAAGGCUUCAUGAAGAGCAGUUUGUAUCCAGUGGGUUGACUGGAUAUGUCUCACCUGCAGAAGGAGUUUUCAUACUUCUGUGAUACUCUUGUAUAUCCAACUUAUGAAUCACAUGAUGUACUGAUGAAAUGUGAUAAGUAAAUAUAUUAUUUGAUAUUAAAUGACACAUCAUGAA
This is a messenger RNA of Ostrea edulis (European flat oyster), 4253 nucleotides long. Its product is annotated as methionine synthase-like. The record is from RefSeq and is a predicted model, not a curated record. NCBI's taxonomy places the organism in Eukaryota, Metazoa, Mollusca, Bivalvia, Ostreida, Ostreidae. Gene Ontology annotation, biological process: pteridine-containing compound metabolic process. Gene Ontology annotation, molecular function: cobalamin binding; zinc ion binding; methionine synthase activity. The transcript has 31 exons. Bases 115 to 3882 code for a protein of 1255 amino acids.